This is a messenger RNA of Aureobasidium pullulans EXF-150, 1261 nucleotides long. RefSeq lists its product as uncharacterized. The transcript has 2 exons. NCBI's taxonomy places the organism in Eukaryota, Fungi, Ascomycota, Dothideomycetes, Dothideales, Saccotheciaceae. The record is from RefSeq and is a predicted model, not a curated record. The coding region runs from base 104 to 979 and encodes 291 amino acids.
CUCCCUCACACCAUCCUCGCAACCUGCUCUGCUCUGAGUCUGCCUCGGUAUAUGACCGUCGCAACAUCACUGUAACAGAAAAAUAUACAUCUACUCGUCGUCCAUGUCUCUCGCCCCUUUCAUCACCCAGCUAGGUGCCGAGAUUCAGGAUGCUUCGGAAGAAACCUUUUUACUUUUCUCCCAAGACAUCCCCUCUCAAAACCUUGGCAUAAUCGACUCACACUCCCCUCUCCUUGAGCUUAGCGUUGGAUCUCGUGAUCUAUCCAUCAGACAAAGCCCCGCAGUUCUCAAUUCUGCUCGAGGAGGUGGUACUACAGGUGCUGUGGUAUGGAAAGUCACUCCGAGGUUUGCCGAAUGGUUGAUCUCGCCUGGAAACAUACUCACACAGCAUGGCAUCGUAUCUGCCGAGUCAACUGUGCUUGAGCUGGGCUCCGGGAUUGCCGGCAUUGUACCACUUACGUUAGCUCCACUGGUGCAGCAGUAUAUCGCUACUGACCAGGCAUAUGCUCUCAAAUUGCUGAAAGAGAACAUCGACCAAAACACAGCCUCGACGCCAGCUGGAACAAAGGAUAAGAAAUUCUCAAAGAAAGCAGUGCCCGUGCAAACCUCGAACCUGCAAGUCUUGUCCCUGGACUGGGAAACAGAUGAUGUUGAGUCGUUCCUGAAAACAAACGCUGUAGCGGAAGGCGUUGAUCUGGUCAUUGCUUGCGACUGCAUAUACAAUUACGCUCUGAUCAAGCCAUUCGUGCAGACCUGUGUCGAUAUAUGCCGAUCGAGACAAGGCCAACGGCCGACAGUCUGCGUAAUAGCGCAACAACUUAGACAGCCAGACGUGUUCGAGGAGUGGUUGGAAGAAUUCAACAGACACUUUACAGCAUGGAGACUGUCAGACGAUUUGUUGACUCCGCUAUUGAGAGAAACCUCAGGAUUCAUGGUUCACGUCGGCAUACUGCGUGGAGCGGCAUCGACGGCCAUGUGAGAUGGCUAGACCAGGAGGAAAGAGUGGUUUGUUGGGACAAUGAAGCAAAGACCUGCAUGUCGUGAGCAUAGACUCGUGCUACGUUGCGUCAAGUCACGGUCCUGAGAUAACAUCUCGGAUGGGAGCCGAAGACAUCGAUUCAGCGUUGAAAUGGCAAGGGAUGCAUGAUUAUGGAGUAUGGAAUGCAGCCCUAUAGUCGCUAGGAGGGGUAUGAAGAGUGGGCAGAAAGUUUGCUACCUUAUUGAUGCCUUGAUUUAGAAAUCGACAUGUCGUAUUAUGAUG